UUCAAGGUCACUUUGAGGACUCACAAAUUUGACGCGGAUUCCGUGUUUAUUGUUUUUUAUUAUAUAUUGCUGUGUAUUUUAGUACACUCAUGAAGGGACUGAUUAAGCGAACGAAUACUUUCAAGUCUCCGAAAUCGUUUAAGGGUGAUAAAAGUCAGGAAGAGGGAUGCUCUAGAGUUGGUAGUAGUUUUCAGGCUCAAAUUCCUGAAUAUACUGAGGAAAUUGAUUGCUAUGAUUCGAAGAAUCCCCCUCACAAAGAAUUCAGUGUAUGGAUGCCAAAUCAACAGCCUAAUGCUGAGGAGUUGAAUUCUUACCUCGAAUUCGCCAAACAAUACGAGUAUACUCAAGAGUUAGCUAUGAUUUUAUUACAUUGGCAUAAUUACGACAUUGAGAAAGCGAUUGAUGACAUACCUAACUAUUCACCGGCAUACAGUAAAUGGACAAAAAAUGAGGUGAAGAAAUUUUUGAGAUGCAUUGAUUCGAAGCCGAGGAAGGAUUUUGUGGAAGCCAAGAGAACGGUACCUGGUCGUCGCAUGGGUGAUAUAUGUGCAUUAUAUUAUUCUAUAGCUGCACCUUUCAAAGCAGGAAAUAGAAGUAAAUAUCAUAAUCAGCUGAUUGAACAGUGUUAUUCUCGAGCUGUUCGAGCCGGCUUAGUUACAUGCCGUUGGCGAAAAUCGUCGUCUAUAGAGGAAACACUAGUUAAUACUCCUAAACCUGAAUUGACUGAAGAUCCUUUAGAGGGUGAAAUCAAAUCAUUUUUAGUAAAUUUGGUUGGUGCUUCAAAAGCUACCGAUUUACUCGGUAAUGAAUUGCUAUCUUCACCACAGCGUAUCCAAACACCAAUUGUCUUUCAUUCUCCUGCAAAAUCUAUACAAAGUGCUUCUCCCUCGUCUCCAAUAAAAGGUUCAUCAGCUUCUGUCAGACUAGAAAAUGACUUGAGUCCAACCACAAUGCCUACAACGAACGCCUAUCAGACAAGCAGCUCCGAAGCAUCCUCGGAAAAUGACAGUGAUUCAAUAUGUCAAGGAAAAGGUAAAGGACACAGUCUUCCCAGUGGUGCAUAUUAUGACCAUGAAGAGUUUUUAACAUUUCUAAAUAUGACCAAUGAUCAGUUACUUCAAGAAAAGGAAACAGAAUUAUCCUAUUUACAACGCAUAAACGAGGAACUCCGUGAACAGAUGGACAUUACUGAAGCACGUUCAAGGUCUGUCCUUCACAACAUGGACUUACUCAAACCUAAUGAAGGAUUCCCCAAAAUAUCUUACCGGUGGACAAAAACUGAUUUGGCAUUCGUAUUAACAGCUAUGUCUAAAUAUGGAUAUGAUUUUGCCACAAUUGCACAGAAUGUCGGUACAAAAUCAGAAAGUUUUAUACGUGACUUUUACAACAGAUUUCGUGAUCGUUUCACACUGGACAGUAUAAUAAAAUCAUCCGAUCAUGAGGAGGAAAAUUUGACUCAGAAUCCCAAAGUAGACGAGGAUAGUAUGUGCCAGGACCCUUUGGUUGUUCUUACACAGGAUCAUUUAGAUGUGACCAAAAUAUUAACAGAAGGGACUCGUGUAAAAGUCAGCCAGUUAGUUGAAGAAAUGCCGUCACAUGAAAAUGAAAAUGUGAAAAUUGAGUACGAGGAACUGAAUCAUUUAACAGUACAAUCGCAAAGUAUUUCGCAUAAUGAGACUACGGAAGAUAACUUGCGAUUAUCACCAAGACGACAUGCAACACCAACUAAACUUGUUGAUUCCAGUGUCCUAAUACACACAACUCCUAUAAGUGAGUCCUCACAAGUUCCUACAACACCACCCUCCAGCAGUGGUAGAGAAAGAGUACGAGCAAAACGUCUAAAACGCAGUUAGUUUUAAAUAGAAAUAUUUGUUUAUUCCUUUAUUUAAAUUUCUUUCCGUCUAUGCUUGUAUGAAUGAAUACAUUUAUGAUUAUGAUUUAUGUUUAAUUCAGAAACUGUAUGAACAAACAAUGUACCCAUGCUGUAUAUCUUAAUAUUUAACCUUCUAUUUUAAUCAGUAAUCUACAAUACUUUGUUUUAUCAAAUAAAUUUGCGAAGUUCACGAUACUUUAUAGCAAGGCUUAUGAUAUAAC
This is a messenger RNA of Trichobilharzia szidati, 2094 nucleotides long. The record is from the annotation of a GenBank genome assembly. Lineage: Eukaryota; Metazoa; Platyhelminthes; Trematoda; Strigeidida; Schistosomatidae.